Messenger RNA from Plasmodium adleri (nom. inval.), 1269 nucleotides. RefSeq names its product RING zinc finger protein, putative. The transcript is spliced from 2 exons. Bases 1 to 1269 code for a protein of 422 amino acids. The record is from RefSeq and is a predicted model, not a curated record. Lineage: Eukaryota; Apicomplexa; Aconoidasida; Haemosporida; Plasmodiidae. Gene Ontology annotation, molecular function: zinc ion binding.
AUGAAUAUAGAUAUAGAGGAGGAGAUUAGUAAUGGUAAUUAUGUUGAAAUUAAUAACACGGAAGUUGUAAUUUUUAGAUAUUUCACAAUGGUCUUAUAUGUUUUAUUAUUUUUUUGUAUCUUAUGGUUUAUCCUGAUGUGUGUAUACUAUUUUCGAACCCCUUGUGAAGCAUGUGAUGUUUUUAAUAGGAUCCUUGUUAUAGCUAUUUUAAUAAAAAGUAUAGCUCAUUUAAAGAUUACAAUAAUAAGGAUAAAGCUUCGACAUGAAAUUGAAAAUGAUGAAAGAUUAAAAAAUAUUAUGAUUUCUUUAAUAAAGUUAUUUAAUUUUUUAACUUUUUUUUUAUCAUUAUUAUCAUUAUAUUUACUUCAUUUUUAUAAAAAUAUAUGUACUACUAAUACAAUAUCUUUAAAAAUAAUCAGAAUAUAUUAUUAUUUUACAAUCACUCUAUAUUUUAUACCUCUAUUAUUUUAUAUAUCAUUAGGAUUAUUUUUAUCUAUUAUUAUUUGUAUUAUGAUAAAUUUCUCAGUUGAUGAAACUGAUAGAAUUCCUACACCUGAAUAUAUUAUCAAGAAAUUAAAAGUUAUGAGAUAUGAAGAUAUAAAUUAUAUACAUAAAAAACGAAAUAAAAAUGGUAACACAGGUGUCAAAACUUUUAUUAAGAAACCAUCCUUUGAAUUAAUCAUAGACAAAGUAAAAAGUGUUAUAAUAGAUAAGGAUAAUACACAAAAAAAUAAACAAAAGAAAAUUAUUAAAAGUAAAGAGGACAAAAAAAUAAAAAAAAAAGAACAAAAAUAUUUAAAAGGAAAAGAAUUAAAUGCUAUUAUUAAUUCAAAUAUAGGAGAUGAAAAUAUACAAGAUAUGUUAAAGCCAUUAAAUUCUUUACCUUCUGAAGAUAAUAAUAAAAAAAAAAAUAACCUUGAAAAAGCAGAUCAGGGUUCAUAUGAAAACAUUAAAAUUUAUGAUGACCAAAAUAAUGAUAAUGAUGAUGAUAUUAUUAUUAGUAGUGAUAAAGAUAUGUCAAAUGAAAGUCAAGAUGAUACAAAUAAUUAUAGUGACCAUGAUAAUCAAAUAUAUAAUCAAAAUGAUGAUGUCUGUUCUAUAUGUAUGAUGAAUUAUAUUAAUAAGGAUGAUGUUAUGAUCAUGCCCUGUGAUAAAAGACACUUUUUUCAUGUCAACUGUUUAACUAAAUGGUUGUAUAAAAGUCAGGUAUGUCCUAUAUGUAGAACUAAUAUUGUCAAUUGUAUUAAUUCAAAAAAUGAAAUAGUAUAA